CGGCUUAUAAGGACAGAUUUCAAGACAUUUCACAGAGCUAUGAGGACCCUCCUGUUUAGGAGGACAGUUGGCUGUCCUCAUAAAAAUAACCCAUAUAAAACCUUUUCUAAGCAUGUUUUAAUACCUAAAAAGUGGUUUUCUCAAAAGUCUUUGUAUACCAAAAACCUGACAUAUGUUGUAUAUUUGUGUGUCCGCCACUGCCCCCUAUCGGUUGUCGUGGUCCCUGCAUGCAGCGACACACAAGCGCGGGAAAUUAUACACAACGCGGGACUUUAUACACAACGCGCGAAAUUAGACGCGAAUUCAACACUCAUUUUGAUUGGCUGGAUGGGAGAGAGCUUCGACUAUCAACAGGUGAUUCAAUUUCCCGGGAGUUCUGGAAGUGCACGUUCUGGAGAAAAGCAAAUUGUGUCAUGCCACGGAGAACUACUCCCCUUCAGGAUGCCAUUAAUCACAUCCUUGAAGGAAGAGACAAGAAUUCAAUGUUAGAAAUCAAAUAUAUUAAUCCAGUUAAAGGUCGUGGUAUCUUCACUUUAGCUGUUUUCAAUCAAGGAGACUUCGUGGUAGAGUACAGAGGGGAGCUGAUUGAUGCAGCUGAAGCUGAACAUAGACGUAAACUGUACCACAAUGCAUGUUCGAUCUUCAUGUUUGACUUCAUAUGGAAGCGGAAGACAUGGUGUAUUGAUGGAGCACUUGAAGAUGGGUCAUUUGGGCGACUGGUAAACGAUGAGCACAAGGCACCGAAUUGCAGAAUGAAGUUGAUCGAAGCAGAAGGGAAGCCACAUCUCUGCCUUUUUGCACUGAAGGAAAUUACGGCAGGAACUGAAAUCACUUAUGACUAUGGUGGGAAAGAAUGGCCCUGGCGUAAAGAGAUUCCCCCUACUGUUACAAGCACUGCUGCCCAAGAGUCUAUUAAAGACCGUUUUCAAGACCAAACCAUGUCAUCCACAGUCUCUAUUGAAGAGACCAGAGAGAGACCAGAAGUCCAGUCCUGCAAUAUAACAUCAGGCAGUUCUGCUUGUGAGACACAGCUCAGUGGUGCAAGCAUCCCUUCUGGCCAACACUCCGUUGCAGAGCUUGGUGACCACGCCCAUGACGUGGAACCCAAUGUUUCCUCUACAGACUUAUUCAGAGACACUGAGUCGAGAGCAGAGUGUCAGUCAUCCAGUCCCGCACCAGACAGCCCUGAGCAUGAGGUGCAUUGUGUCAGAGGUCAAUGUGGCACUUCUCCAAUCCCCUCUUUCGCAGAAGAAGUUGGUGUCCAGCAGCAGGAGGUGUCACCCCCUGUGUUCUCAACAGACCUUACCAGUGAGACCGAAUUGAGAUCAGCGUGUCAAUCAUCCGGAGCCACACCAAACGACUCUGCUUGUGAGGUGAGUUUGAAUUUACCUUAGUUUUGAAAUUGACCAAUGUUAGAAGUACUGUGAUG
This is a messenger RNA of Megalobrama amblycephala (Wuchang bream), 1429 nucleotides long. RefSeq lists its product as uncharacterized. Gene Ontology annotation, molecular function: protein binding. The transcript has 10 exons. NCBI's taxonomy places the organism in Eukaryota, Metazoa, Chordata, Actinopteri, Cypriniformes, Xenocyprididae. The record is from RefSeq and is a predicted model, not a curated record. The coding region runs from base 228 to 1394 and encodes 388 amino acids.